Arachis stenosperma is the source of this 3673-nucleotide messenger RNA. RefSeq names its product protein phosphatase 2C 32. The transcript has 4 exons. NCBI's taxonomy places the organism in Eukaryota, Viridiplantae, Streptophyta, Magnoliopsida, Fabales, Fabaceae. The coding region runs from base 684 to 3272 and encodes 862 amino acids. The record is from RefSeq and is a predicted model, not a curated record. Gene Ontology annotation, biological process: protein dephosphorylation. Gene Ontology annotation, molecular function: protein serine/threonine phosphatase activity.
CGCGUUGCUUUCCUCAUUAGUCAAACCGCAUACUCCUCCAUUUCACACCUCUUCCCCCUCUUAACUUCUUCCAUUAUAAUCCUCACUCGCUCUCUCCCUCUGAACCUCCGCCAUUCAAUUUCUGCACUCCAACACUGUUCCCUCCAUAAAGUUUAUAUUUUUCGGCUAAAAAUAGAAACAAAGAACAAGAAAAAAACAUGAUUUUCAAAAUGGGACCGGGGCGUUUGUUUCUGAUGUCUUCAAUUCACUGUGUUUAGUGCUCUUAGAUCCGUUUGCAAGUGUGCCCCGAUCCACAACUUCAUUCAUGUGGAGUGCCCACAAGGUUAGAUCGUUAACAUUCUUGUGCAAAAACCUGACUUUGCUGCUUUAAGUAUUCACUCGAUGGUGUUCUUUCGUUUGAUUCAUACCCACUUCGCAAGAUAGUGUUUUGGCUUCUUUUUAUGCUAGCUUUUUCCCAAACAUCACAUGGGUUGCAUCGCUCUCAGCUUAGGAAUUUGAUGGUUAUGAUGAUGUUGAUGAUUACAAUGAUGGUGCAUGGUCACCUGUGUAAUCACAGCAAUAAAGGGUUUAUGCUGUUUUUGAGAAGUGGCUUUCUUGUUUGUGUAUCUGUUUGCUAAUGUUGCUAAGGUACAGAAACAUUGUAUUGGCCUCUCUGUGUAUCAGGGGUGUUUGCAUUUGCAAUAAUGGGUAAUGGAACUUCUCGCGUUUUUAGCUGUUUGGUGCCAUAUAACGGCAAGAAUGGGGUUGAUUUGGAGUUUUUGGAGCCAUUAGAUGAAGGUUUAGGCCACUCCUUUUGUUAUGUGAGGCCAUCCAUUUUUGAAUCUCCUGCUAUUACCCCAUCAAAUUCUGAGAGGUUUACACUAGAUUCUAGCACCCUUGAUUCGGAGACAUUGAGUGGGUCAUUUAGGAAUGAUGGCAUUGAAGAUUCUUCUGCCACACACAAGCCAGGGAAGAACUUACCUGAGACCACAUUCAAAACAAUCUCAGGGGCUUCGGUCAGUGCCAAUGUUUCAACUGCCAGGACCGGUAACCAGAAUGCACUACUUGCUAGUAAUUUUCUAGAACCUGCUGCGUCGUUUGAGGGAACUGCCUCAUUUGCUGCAAUCCCUUUGCAGCCUGUUCCCCGUGGCUCUGGACCUUUGAAUGGCUUCAUGUCUGGACCUUUGGAGAGGGGUUUUGCCUCUGGUCCUUUGGAUAAGGGUGGUGGCUUCAUGUCUGGGCCAAUGGAGAAGGGGGUUAUGUCUGGUCCUCUUGAUGCCACUGACAAAUCCAACUUCUCCGCACCACUUGCUCGUGGUCGCCGAAGGCCACACCUCCACCGCCUGAUGAGAAGUGUAAGUGGACCUAUGAGAAACUCUCUUUCUCGGACUUUCUCUAAGCAUUCGAUGGGUGGUAGUUGGAUGCAACGGUUAUUCCUUCACCCCGUGACUCAACUAGCUUGGAAUUCCAAAGAGGCAAAGUUUCGGCCUGAAGUCUCAAGAGAUUGUGUUGAAUUUGAGUAUAAACAAACCCACAAUUUGCAGUGGGCUCAUGGCAAGGCUGGUGAAGAUAGGGUGCAUGUUGUACUUUCUGAAGAACAAGGGUGGCUGUUUAUUGGGAUAUAUGACGGUUUUAGUGGACCAGAUGCACCUGAUUUUCUGAUGAGCAAUCUUUAUAGAUUUAUAGACAAGGAAUUAGAGGGAUUGCUCUGGCAUUAUGAAUAUAAUACUGUCAAUCCACUUGAACCCGAAGUCCAUAAAAGAGUGAAUGCAAUGGUUCCUCCAGAAUGCAAAAGAGAGGAAAUAUCGGAAAGUUCUUGCUGUUUGGAAGAUUCUUGUCCAGCUAAGGUCAAGGAUCAAUCAUCUAACAGUGAGAUAGUGGAGGAAAACACUGACGUUAAGGUGAAGGUGGAACAGCUUAAUUGUGGAAGUCCUAGUAUCUCCCGAUUGGAUGGUCAAGGUAGAAAAAGCAUGAAACUUUAUGAGUUACUUCAGAUGGAAUCUUGGGACGAACAGGGUUUUCUGUCAGUCUCAGAGCAAGGUAAGGAUUCUUCCAUUGCUAGGGAAAUAAGACAAGAAGAUAGACCUAGACAUCAGGAUGAAGGCCCUACUACAUCGGGAGAAAAUGGAGGCACUGGGUUUAGUUCAAACAACCAAGUUCCUGUUGCUUCUUUUUCUGUUAAAGGACAAAGGCAGGAUCCGAGAAAAUCGUAUAUCAGUAUGAAAAUCAGAAACAUGUACAGGAAGCAGAAGUCCUUGCGCAAAAACCUCUUUCCAUGGAAUUAUGAUUGGCAUAGGGAAGAAGCCUGUGUUGACAAGAAAAUAGUAGAAACCUUGGGGCCUAUUAGAAAAUGCAAGUCUGGCGUAGAUCAUAGUGCAGUUUUAAGAGCAAUGGCACAAGCUCUUGAAAGAACAGAAGAAGCAUACAUGGACAUGGUUGAGAAUAAUCUAGAUAAAAAUCCAGAGCUUGCCUUAAUGGGAUCUUGUGUUUUAGUGAUGUUAAUGAAGGAUCAGGAUGUUUAUGUAAUGAAUGUUGGAGACAGCCGUGUAAUUUUGGCGCAAGAAAGACCAAAUGAUCGUCAUCCCAAUCCAAGCUUCAUCAAGGAUGACGUGAGGCAUAGAAAUCGAUCUAGAGAGUCAUUAGUUGGCAUGGAGCUGGAUAGAAUUUCAGAGGAGUCUCCAAUGCACAACAUAAACAGUCGUCUUAACAUGAUGAACAAAAAUAGAGAGAUAUCCCUUUGUGGACUGAAAAUGAAGGCUGUUCAGCUUUCAACAGAUCACAGCACAAGUAUUGAAGAGGAAGUGUUUAGAAUAAGAGCAGAACACCCAGAUGAUAAUCAAGCCAUAUUCAAUGAUAGAGUGAAAGGACAAUUAAAAGUCACCAGAGCAUUUGGUGCUGGAUUCCUGAAGAGGCCAUCUUUCAAUGAACCUCUACUGGAGAUGUUUCGAGUUGAUUAUGUGGGCAAUGCUCCUUACCUAAGUUGCACAUCUUCCGUUGUUCAUCAUCGGCUUUGCUCAAGUGAUCGGUUCUUGGUACUAUCCUCCGAUGGGCUUUACCAAUAUUUCAGCAAUGAAGAGGUAGUUGCCCAUGUUACGUGGUUCAUGGAAAAUGUCCCCGGUGGCGAUCCUGCUCAAUAUCUUAUCGCGGAGCUUCUUCUCCGUGCUGCCAAGAAGAAUGGAAUGGAUUUUCAUGAAUUGCUUGAUAUUCCUCAUGGAGAUAGGCGUAAAUAUCAUGAUGAUGUAUCUGUUAUGGUGGUUUCUUUGGAGGGAAGGAUAUGGAGAUCAUCGGGAUAAUUUUUUUCUCUUCUCUUUUUUGCUCCAAUCAUUUUGAAUAAUUAUUAUCUAUUUAAUUCUUGGCUAGCUGCCUUCAAAUUUGCUUGGUGCCUGUGAUAAUGAAUGUAGCAAUUUUGGGUUACAAGUAAAAUGACUUGACAAAUCAAAUCUAGGUUAUGAAAAAGUGUUUUAACGGAGAAUAGAAAAGGAAAAAAAAUGGUCGGUGAUACUAUAUUUUAGAAAAUUUUCUUAUUGAAAAUGUCAAUUAAAUUUCCGAGCCGUAAAAUAUGGUUAUGUCUGCAGUUGACUUGGGAUUGAAUAGAUUGGACAAAAAUGGUUGUUACUAGGUUCUUUCUAAACCAAAUCAAUAAUAUGGAAGUUCCACUCGGGAUGGAGUUCAUUAAAUUACACUUUCCUCAUUG